AAUUAUAAAUAUACAAUUAUGUUCUGCACGUAUGUGUAAUUAUGCGUUCUCUGCAAAUCGGAUUAUUUUACCCCGUUCUUUGAAUGGCGGGAAUGGAAACCAGUCAAACCCAGCCUCCUUACAUUUAAGCAUUUCUAUUCAUUUAGCGCAUCGUUCAGAUAUGUUUAUUAUUGAUUCUGAAUGUAGAACUUUAAAGUCUUUGUGAAAAAAUGUGGAAGGCACAUACUUGAUAUAAAGGUAUGCGUGCAAUAAGUAAAUUCUGGUGUAACCCACAUAUCGCUGUUUUUCAAAUCCUGCUAUCACGCACUUGAGCAAGGUUCUUACCCCGAACUUUUUUCAGCAAAACGUCAAGCUGUAGGCCUAUACGAUGAGUUUGAGUAAAUGAUAGUAAAGCUAUAAAUAUUCAGAUUGAUAACAGAAGGAUGUUAUGCUAAAUUACAGUUUAAUCAGUAGAAAUAACAAGGCGAAGUCCAUUAUUGACUUAAACCCUCGAGGAGCCUACCAAUCAGAAGGGACUCUCGGGAGUUACCACGGUUAAUAGGUGAUUAAAAUGUUUGGGCUAUACUGUAGUAUUUUGUCAAAAUUAAUUACUGUUAUUGUAAGAUGAUAUAUAAAAGAUUAGAAGAAAUACUUUAAUGAUCUGCAAAAAUAUUAGGCCUGUUAUUGGAGGGCAGCAGCUAUUGAAAAUAAGGGUUUUUCGUCUAAGGUUUUUUUUUUUUUUUUUUUUUUACCAAACUCUGUUGCUGAGAUUAGCAGUUAAACCUCAGUGUUAAUAAACGUAUCUUAAAGAAAUAUUUUAACACGUGUUACGAUACCGCUUGAGCUUUCUCAUAUCUGGAUUUUGGACACACAGGUAUGUGUAGCAAACAAAUAUAAAUGAGAUUAUUAUGGGAAGUUAUCCACCGCCAGCACAGGCUCCCAGACCCCAUAGCGAGGUAAAAACUGCCCCACCCGGACCUCCCCAACGGAAUCGGCAACUCCUUACUUAUCAGCUGGGGCCAGCAAAACGGCGGGGGAGGCUGUGAUGAGGCUUAAAAAGCUGUAUUUUAGCGAAGCAUCCAGAGCAGUCUGUAGACACAUAUAGUGACAGUUGCAACCUAGCAAAGAGCAAAACGGUUGCUGAAAUGCCGAGUAACCUACAGGGAACAAUGGAAGACGGACCAUAUAAGUACAUAAGGGAGGGGAAUGGAAAAGUCAGUCGUAUCAUUCGGAUCGGAACCCGAAAGAGUCAGCUUGCUCGGAUCCAGACCGACAGCGUGGCGGACAGGCUGAGGAAGCUUUACCCUGAUGUCCACCUCGAAGUCGUUGCCAUGUCAACAACUGGAGAUAAAAUCUUGGACACAGCAUUAUCAAAAAUUGGAGAAAAGAGUCUUUUCACGAAAGAGCUAGAAUACGCUCUGGAGAAGAAUGAGGUAGACCUGGUAGUGCACUCUCUGAAGGACCUGCCCACUGUGCUGCCGCUGGGAUUCACCAUAGGAGCUGUGCUGGAAAGGGAAAUCCCUUAUGAUGCGGUGGUGUUGCAUCCGAAAAACGCAGGGAAGUCCCUCGACACUCUACCAGACAGGAGCGUCGUCGGGACCAGUUCACUUCGCCGAGCAGCCCAGCUGAAGAAAAGGUUCCCCCAGCUGGAGUUCAAGGACAUUCGGGGCAACCUCAACACUCGCCUGAAGAAGCUGGACGAGACAGACAACUUUUCUGCCAUCAUCCUGGCUGCGGCUGGCCUCAAUCGCAUGGGCUGGGACAAUCGGAUUGGUCAGAUCCUAGACCCAAAGGACUGCAUGUAUGCUGUUGGACAGGGUGCGCUGGCAGUGGAGGUGAGAGCCAAGGAUAAGGACAUCCUGGAGAUGGUUUCUGUACUGCAUCACUCUGAGACCGUGCUGCGCUGCAUAGCUGAGAGGGCCUUCCUCCGACAUCUGGAAGGUGGCUGCAGUGUGCCGGUGGCUGUCCACACAGAAGUGACAGACUCACAGUUGUACCUGACUGGGGCAGUCUACAGUCUGGACGGUUCCCAAAGUUUGAAGGAGACCAUGCAGACUAGCGUCAUCCCAGGUGAUCAGGUGGAGAGAGGUGUGGACAAUGAGGCCCAGCGUGUGGGGGUGACGGCCAGCAACCUCCCCGGAUCCCCCCAGGAUGCUGCCGAGAGAUUAGGUGUGGAUCUGGCCCAGCUGCUGCUCAACAAGGGUGCCAAGGAGAUCCUGACAGUGGCAAGACAACUCAAUGAGGCCUGCUAAUCCCCUCAACCCAUUCCAGACAGACACCAGAGUCCAGGUGGAACCAGACGCUCUCCGAGAAACAAGCACAUACACACAACCUCCAGAAGGCCCCUUUUAAACCUCACCACAUCUUCUACUAAUUGUAAAAUCCUAAUAGUCUUUCAAAGAAUUCACAUUAUAUUUUUAAUAAUUAUGCGGAAUUAAAGGGCAACAUAUUUAAAUGGCAAAUGUCUAAAAAAUGCAGAUCCAACCAAUGAAGUAAUACCCAGAGACAGCAUGUGUCAGCUAGUCGACGGCUGUUCUUAUAAAGACCCCCCACUUUACCACAUCCAUCCUAUCAGUAUUCAGCUCACUGUGUCUGCGCUGAUAAAUAAGGUUGUUUGCUCUUUCACCCACACACACCAUUUCAGAAUGAAUAACCUAAAUAUCAGUACAGUUUAUUUUCAUAUAAUAUAAUUAAGAAGGGAAAGUAAAUGUCCACCGGUGAAAUUAUUUCCCAAAGAGGUGCUGUUUCUAUUCAUAGAAAGUGCUUUCUUAUGUAUAGACUGGCUAAUUAGACUCCAUCUUAAUAUGUUCAUGAAACACUGUGUGUUUUAAAAGACCCAUUACACUCCUGUAUACCAGCUCAUCAGCACUACUAGAAUGCUUACUGUGUUCCCAAUUUCCCUUCCUUAGCAUGUCACAGCUUACCAUAUAACGUAUUUACCAAAGGCCGACUUGCUGCUACUGCGAACACACAGGGUAAAAGACUACACACUGAAUGUGCAUUGGAUUACAUCAACUGUGUUGUGUUUAGAUGACAAAUGUGCUUAAUAUGGGUUUGUAAAAGCUCAGUGUCUUUGAGCGUCUGUACUUAUGUGCCUUAUGUGUCUGUGUAAUGGGUAAUAAAAAUGACUAGUACAUCGGGAAAGACACUGAUUUUUAAGGCCUACAACUGCCUUCAGAAAGAUGCAUGUAUUAGAUAAAUACCUUAUCAAAAACAAAAUCGUUUGCUGUAAAAAAAAAAAAAAAAAAAAAA
Messenger RNA from Paramormyrops kingsleyae, 3231 nucleotides. RefSeq names its product porphobilinogen deaminase. Gene Ontology annotation, molecular function: hydroxymethylbilane synthase activity. Gene Ontology annotation, cellular component: cytoplasm. Gene Ontology annotation, biological process: heme biosynthetic process. Lineage: Eukaryota; Metazoa; Chordata; Actinopteri; Osteoglossiformes; Mormyridae. The record is from RefSeq and is a predicted model, not a curated record.